Brassica oleracea var. oleracea is the source of this 426-nucleotide messenger RNA. RefSeq lists its product as uncharacterized. The transcript has 2 exons. Lineage: Eukaryota; Viridiplantae; Streptophyta; Magnoliopsida; Brassicales; Brassicaceae. The coding region runs from base 42 to 167 and encodes 41 amino acids. The record is from RefSeq and is a predicted model, not a curated record.
AAUCAGGCUUCCUUUUGAGUGGGUUGUUUUCUUCUGAGGGCAUGGAGCAAGUUUUCGUCUGGCCAAGCUGCUACAAUCAUCAGCUUUUCUCAUUCCAAGAAGCGCUCGAUUGGCGGUUUCUUGUUCGUUCUGAUUUCCUUGUGGGCUCUUUCGUUAACUGCACUUAGUUGUCUAAUUUCUGACACAGGUCUGAAGUCUGCAAAUUCUUCCUUUUUAUAUUCCUAGAGAAACCUCUUAAUCUUCUCCCUGCGGACAAAGAUUUGGUAGCCCUCUCUUCCAUAUCUUGUUCUUAUGGGCGCUGGUUGAACAAGGAUAUAACUUUUUUUUUUUUUUUUGAGUUUUGAGUCUAAACCUCUGAGUGAGAUGUUGUGAGCUUUCGGUCCUUCCUGUUAGCCAACAUAUUCUUUCUUGUUGGUUCCUUUGAGU